AUGUCUGCCCGCCUCUUCCCGCGGCCUCUAUUCCGCACAGCGCACAUACUUACACCACGGCGCCCCAUCACCACCCCUCGCCGCCCCUUCUCGCACACCACCCCCCGCCCCAGCGCACCCCCGCCCCCACCCGCCUCGAAACCCACGCUCUCCGCCCGCCUCAAGUCCCUCUCGAAAGAAUACGGCUACUCCGCCCUGGGCGUAUACCUCGCACUCUCCGCACUGGACUUCCCGUUCUGUUUCCUGGCCGUGCGCACGAUCGGCUCCGAGCGCAUCGGCGAGUACGAGGAGGUAGUUGUGGCGCACGCUAGGGGGUGGUGGAAUGUUGCUGCGCCUGUGGCCGGGUUGCCGGUUUGGCGUAAGGGGAGGGGGGAGGGGGAGCUGGAGGAACUGAGGGAGGCAGAGGGAGAGGGGGGGAGGGGGGCGGCUAUGCACCACGCAGGCAUCUGGACGGAGCUGGCGCUCGCCUACGCGAUACACAAGAGCUUCAUUUUUGUGCGCGUGCCGCUGACGGCCGCGGUGACGCCAAAGGUUGUCAAGACCCUGCGCGGGUGGGGCUGGGAUAUUGGACGGAAGGGCGCGGUGAGGAGUACGCUUGAGAAGGCGGGGAAGGCGGCGGGGAAGGCGGGGAAGAAAUUGGAUUGA
Tricharina praecox is the source of this 645-nucleotide messenger RNA. RefSeq lists its product as uncharacterized. The record is from RefSeq and is a predicted model, not a curated record. The coding region runs from base 1 to 645 and encodes 214 amino acids. The transcript is spliced from 2 exons. NCBI's taxonomy places the organism in Eukaryota, Fungi, Ascomycota, Pezizomycetes, Pezizales, Pyronemataceae. Gene Ontology annotation, cellular component: mitochondrion.